This is a messenger RNA of Thrips palmi, 2383 nucleotides long. RefSeq names its product putative beta-glucosidase 6. The transcript is spliced from 12 exons. The record is from RefSeq and is a predicted model, not a curated record. Lineage: Eukaryota; Metazoa; Arthropoda; Insecta; Thysanoptera; Thripidae. Bases 311 to 1900 code for a protein of 529 amino acids. Gene Ontology annotation, molecular function: beta-glucosidase activity. Gene Ontology annotation, biological process: carbohydrate metabolic process.
UUUCGGUUGUCAGAAGGUUUCGAAUGAUUUGACCCUGAAACUGAAACCAGUUCAAGUGGAAGAUAAGUUUUCACUUUCGUUAUCUGCAAAGGACGAGACUGGCCUCAGACGGCGUUUCGCACAUAGUACCACUCCGUACAAUGUACGACCGCGACAGGUCUUGCAGACCGAACCAGGCAGUGGGCGAGUGACUGAAUCAACGCCGCGUACAGUAGACUUAGAGUGCCCCAGCGGACACAGGACUUCUCGAGAAUUGGCCCCCUUGGACCAGGGUGCUACGGAUCUGGGCAACUUUUGGCGCUGUCGAGCAAUGGCAGGAGUGAAGUUUACGGAAAUGAUGCUGGUUCUGUGGCUUCUGGCGGUCGGCUCGGUGACGGCCAUCCCAACAGAGGACGACGAAGCCCGCUUCGCAUUGCCUGACGAUCUCCUCGUAGGGGCAGGAGUUGCCGCCAUCCAGACGGAGGGUGCCUGGAACGAAGGAGGCAAGAGCCCAAGCGUGUGGGACGUGGCGUUUCACUCCGGUAAUCUCAUACCAUUGGGUUACGCUACGAACCUUCACGACAAAGCCGCGGACUCGUACCAUCGCUUCAGAGAGGACCUGGAUGCGGCGGUGCAAAUGAAGCUCCAGAUGUACCGAAUGUCCAUUUCUUGGGCAAGACUGCUGCCCGACGCAGACUCUUCAAAGCCCAACCAGGAGGGUGUGGACUAUUAUCACACUGUAAUCGACGAGGUUCUGAAGCGCAACAUAACUCCCCUGGUAACGAUGUAUCAUUUCGACCAUCCACAAAUCCUGGAAGAUGAAUUCAAGGGUUGGCUGGACAGGAGAAUGGUGGCCAAGUUCGGAGAAUACGCCGCAUUCGUCUUAAAAGAGUAUGGUUCAAAGGUUAAGCUGUGGACAACAGUGAACGAGCCCAAUAUAUACUGCAGUUUCCUUGAAGGUUUAAUCGAGACUGGGCGCGGCGAACCCUUGAACGCAACGGAUACCGUCAACGUGUACCCAUGCUUGCAUUACUUCCUCUUGGCGCAUGGUCAAGCGUACCGAGCCUUCCGCGACGGAAACUUCGAAGGUAAGAUUGGAUUCACCGUGACAACGCUUUUGUCCCGACCAACGUCCACAUCUCCCGAAGAUGUCUACGCCUCCGAGUCAUUUAACCAAAUGUUCGCUGGCAUGCUGCUGCAUCCGUUGGUCUACGGGGACUACCCCCAAAUAGUGAAGAACAUCGCCGGAGACAAGCUGCUGAAGUUCACUGACGACGAGAAGGAAAUGCUUAAGAAUUCGACGGACUACAUUGGUCUUAACGUGUAUUAUGGGAUGGCAGUCCAGUAUAAGGACCCCGCCACACCUCGUCGAAACAUAAGGGUGCCAUUGUUGCAGCUCUUCAAAGAAGCCAACUUUCUGGAAGUCGGCUAUCGGUCGCCAACUGGUGAAAGCCUGGAGGAAUAUCCGUUGCCAAUGAUUGCCCCAGAUGCAAUGCGGAGUGCUUUGCUGUGGACGUGGUUCACGUACAAGUUGCCCAUCAUGAUCACAGAAAACGGCAUCGGGUAUCAAGAUAUGCUGGGGGUUCACGACCACCAAAGAGCAGUUUAUCACAGUGCUUUUAUGCGAGCAAUGGUGUCUACCAUACACGACUUCGGCACCAAGAUCAUGGGCUAUAGCGCGUGGAGCCUCAUCGACAGCUACGAGUGGCAAUGGGGCUUCAGCCGUGACUUCGGCCUGGUGCACGUGGACUACGAACACGGCAGCCUCAACAGAACGCUCAAGGACUCCGCGUCCUUCUGGGUAGAGCUGGCCGAGCGGCGAGUCGUCCCGCUGGUGGUGCCCUCGUCGUCCCCCUUCAACCGCGUCUCGCCGGCGCUGCUACUCGCCCUCGCGUUCGCCAGGGCAGUCAGCGACAUCUGAAAUCGUUCGAAAUACAACCAGUGCUGCCAGUCAGGAGGAGAGGCAAAAGCGAACCCCAUGACACUUCAAACCUAUUUGUUUGUGACUAUGGGGGCUGACUGCUGUAAUACUUCGUGCACAGCACAAUUAAACAAGGACAAUAUCUAUAAAACCUAAUCCAUAACACCAUCAAACGUCGCUUGUGUAGUACAGUUUCGUAAAAUUGUAGCUCGCGAAAGUUCAGCUAUGUCUGAAUGUAAAGUAAGAGUGCACCAUAAUAUCUAACAAUGAGAUUUGGCCAAUGUUAUUCGUAUGUUACAAUGAAUUCGGCGCAAGCAAAGUACGAAGCAAUAUUGCUUCGUAACACGAAUCUUUUUAGCUUUCUCAUUGUAAGAUACAAAGAAAAACCUUCGUAAUACGAAUAAAAACCAACUUCGUAAUAUGCUUGCGCCAUUUCCUUCGUAAUAUGGGAAAUUUCUUCGUAAGACAUUUAGAUUGUGUCGA